Molecule: messenger RNA, 3489 nt
Organism: Penicillium oxalicum
Lineage: Eukaryota; Fungi; Ascomycota; Eurotiomycetes; Eurotiales; Aspergillaceae
Product: putative DNA damage repair protein Mus42
Exons: 4
Coding region: 1-3489 (1162 amino acids)
Biological process (GO): error-prone translesion synthesis; error-free translesion synthesis
Cellular component (GO): nucleus
Molecular function (GO): damaged DNA binding; DNA-directed DNA polymerase activity; deoxycytidyl transferase activity
Source: RefSeq, a predicted model, not a curated record
AUGGGCUCUCGACUUGAAGCAACUUCCAGUGCAGUGCGUAAGCGCAUUGAUAAUCAUGACUUUCACGAUGAAGCAGGCGAAGAGUACGAGGCUUCAAAAUUCGGGGGCUUUGGUGAUUAUUUCCGACGUAAAAAGAUAAAGCUACAAAACCUCGAUGCAGAUAUUCGAGCUUCUUCCGGCGACUGUCCCCCAAUAUUCCGAGGGGUGGUCGCUCACGUCAAUGGGUACACGCAGCCAUCUCUUCAGGAUCUCCACCGCAUGAUUGUCAGCCAUGGCGGAGGCUUCCUGCAGUACUUGGAUGGGAAAACUGCCGCUACACACAUCAUCGCAAGCUCUUUGACGCCAAAGAAAUGCGAAGAAUUCCGACGGUACCGAAUCGUCAAGCCAGCAUGGGUCACAGAAAGCGUCGAAGCUGGUCGUUUGCUACCCUGGCACAACUACCGAGUUGUUGACGAAGGGCAGUCCCAAAAGGUGCUCAAAUUCGGUGAGGGUCGCUUUACCAGUCAAGUCAAUACACCGAGGAGUGGCUAUCGCGAUCAAUCAAGAGCCAGCUGGUACAAUUCUCAGUUGGGGUCUGUUCCAUUGGUAGAAACGCACCCUGUUGCAGCAUCCGAGGCGCCCAAGACCCCAACACGAUCUUCUCCAUCGGCUGAAAUGGCCGAUGGUGAUCGUGGCAAAACCUCACAAGCCACGCAAUCUGACUAUGGAGACUUCCCCAGCUUUGCAACUUUAGAAGGGCAAGAGAACUUGGAAUACAAACAACCGAGCCCCGACCGACAUUAUGGGAAGGCCGUAUCGGGGAGAUCAGCAUCUCCGCCUAGUGGUGUCACAACACCACGCAAUGCGAGCACGCGAAACCUGCUCAGCAAUAUGCCUCAACGGCCCAAUAACACGCUUUCUCCCACGAAACAAAUGAGUCCUAUAAACCCGCAAAUGACAUCUGAGGAAUACAAUGCUCAAUUGUUAUUAGAUCCUCGCAUGAGGAAGUCGAGCGUGGUCAACCCCGAAUUUCUGCAGCAGUACUACCGCGAAUCCCGGCUUCAUCAUCUAUCGGCUUGGAAAGCCGACCUCAAGGCUCAGCUGCAAGCUGCAACCCGAGAAAAGGCCACAUCUGGUACUACUCACAGACGAUCAGCGCCAGGGACGAGAAGAUACAUUCUCCAUGUUGAUUUCGAUUCCUUCUUUGCAUCCGUCUCCAUUCUCAAGCACCCGGAGUUUCGCGAGAAACCAGUUGCAAUCGCUCAUGGGCCAGGGUCUGGAUCCGAAAUAGCGAGCUGCAAUUAUGUUGCCCGAGCUCAAGGCGUCAAAAACGGCAUGUGGAUGAAAAGUGCCCUGCAAUCUUGCCCUGAUCUUCAAGUUUUACCAUAUGACUUUCCUGCCUACGAAGAUGCCAGUCGCAAAUUUUAUAAUGCAGUCCUUGCUGUGGAUGGGCUUGUCCAAAGCGUCAGCAUCGACGAAGCGCUCAUAGAUGUGAGCCAUCAAUGCUUGGAAGCUGCGGGAUCUGACGGCAGGGGUGUCUCCGAAGGGUCGAUUUAUCGUGAGCAAGCCAGAGCCGACGAGAUAGCGCAAGGCUUACGUGACUCUAUCAAGGAGAAGACUGGCUGCGCGGUAUCUGUCGGCAUCGGUGGCAACAUUCUUCUGGCUAAGGUUGCAUUGCGAAAGGCAAAACCCGCAGGUCAAUUCCAGUUGAAGCCUGACGAAGUUUUGGAUUUCAUUGGAAACUUGACGGUCCAAGAUUUGCCUGGCGUUGGAUACAGUUUGGGGACCAAGCUCGAAGAAAUCGGUGUGAAGUUUGUCAAGGAUGCGAGGGAGUUGACCAAAGAGAGACUUUGUGCGAGUCUCGGGCCAAAAACUGGGACGAAAAUUUGGGAAUAUGCGCGGGGCAUAGACAAGACAGAGGUGGGCAACGAGGUGAUACGAAAAUCAGUGUCUGCAGAAGUCAAUUGGGGCAUUCGCUUCACCAAUCAAGUUCAGGCCGAAGAUUUCGUAAAAUCCCUUUGUGAGGAACUGUCUCGCAGGUUGGCUGAGAAUCUUGUGAAGGGUAAGCAGCUCACAUUGAAGGUAAUGCGAAGGGCUUUGGAUGCUCCGCUGGAACCAGUCAAACAUCUUGGUCAUGGCAAAUGCGAUGUGUUCAACAAGAGUAUUGUCGUUGGAGUGGCGACCAAUGCCCCUGACAUUCUGGGAAAGGAGGCCGUUUCCAUGCUGAGGAGUUUCAACUUCUCGCCAGGUGACCUUCGAGGACUUGGUGUUCAAAUGACCAAACUUGAGCCACUGAAGCAUGGUCCAUCAGCCUUGGUUGAGGGCAGUCAGCGACAGCUUAGCUUUUUCAAAUCACCGUCACGCAAACCCAUUGUUUCGGCAGCGGAUGUCGAUCCAGAUGAGCUGGAGAGUCCCCGCAAAGGCGAUUCAGCACGUAUCCAGGUUGAUCCGGUGCUCAGUAACAGUGCUCACAAGCCACUCAACAUCUCAGGGUCGCAGUUCAUCAUGCCAACUCAAGCAGAUCCCAAGAAUCGCCGCGAUCUGGCUCUCCUUGCCCGCCGCCUCGCCGUCAGGGAACAGGAGCGACACCUGCGGCGGCCCUUGCCCCCUCAGUCACAAUUAGAUCCGGAGACGCUAGCGGCAUUACCGGAGGAUGUUCGCAAUGAAGUACUCGGCUAUUAUAAUCAGCAAGCCACAUCAAAUGCAGGUCCUCAGCCGCCACAUGAGCAAGCAGCCACGUCCAUCGUGUCUACUCGCCGCGCAAUACCUCAGGGUGGAGCCUUGAUGAAACUCAAGAGGCCAACAACACCUCCCAAGAAAAGAAGAGGUCGCCCUCCAAAGAAUGCAUCGAGCACGGGCAGGGCUUUGGCUCAAACCAACUUUGCUGUUCCUAGGCCGACAACGGCCUCUUCCGCUGUUUCGACUGGCUCGGGUGGAGGCUCGCUGUCCCGGCAGCACUCGCCUGCUGUGGAAGAGGAGAAGUUUUUGGAGGAACAAAGACGCUCUCGCCUUAGGAGGGUUCGCGCUCCGCGUCCAGUCUCUCGGCCUCAAGUCUCCGCCUCCACCCCCGUCUCCGCCUCGGCGCAGGUCCCUGCACCUACGGUCGAGAAGACAGUGUCGCUCCCUCCACUUCCAGCUCGGCCUGUGUUUACCUCGCGGCGACUUUCUGACUUGCCAGACCUACGCGAUGCGGUCACCGCAUGGCACUCGGCAUUUCUCGCCGAGGGUCCAUAUGUGGAAGAUGUAGAAGUUCUCUGCACUUAUCUACGGCGAGUAGUCGGUGAAGAGCGGGAUAUAGACAAGGCGGUCUCCGUAGUACGGUGGCUGAUGUGGCUUGUGAGUGAGGAUGCGGUGAGUCGGGGUCAAGGAGAGACUCCCAGUCCUCCGUCGGGUCAAGGCGAGCAGGGUACUGUGACUUGGGACGACGCAGUGAAGAAAAUGCAACAGAGUGUGCAGGCCACGCUCGAGGAGAGAAAUAUUUCGCCGGUGGACUUUGAUUCAGUAAUAUAA